AUGGCAACCGAGCUGGACGCCGAGAUGCUGCCGACGCUGCGCGCACGGAUCUUUGAUGUGCUCAAGGAUGCUGACUUGUCUUCUGUGUCUGCCAAGAAGAUCCGCACGGAGAUGGCAGCGAUGCCGGAGGGCAGUCUGCCGGCAGGUCUGGACCUCACGGCGCAGAAGAAGGCGAUUGAUGCAGUGAUUCGGCAGUGCUAUGAGGAGUUCACGUCGAAGAAAAAGCCGAGUGCCAAGACGAAGAAGAGCGCAGAGCCCAAGGCGAAGGACGAGAAGAAGACGAAAAAGCGUACCGGAGCCGGCGACACGGAGGGCGAGCCGAAGAAGAAGCGUGUAGCGAGCGAGAACAGUCCGUUGAAGCGACCCAUGAAGCUCUCCGCGGAGAUGGCCGAGGUAUGUGGUGACUCCGAGAUGCCCCGCUACGAGGUUGUGAAGCGGCUAUGGGUGUACAUUAAGGACAAGAACCUGCAGAACGAUAGCAACAAGCGUCAGAUUCUGUGCGACGAGAAGCUCACUGGCCUCUUUGGAAAGUCGGCAAUUGAGUGCGUAGCAUGA
Malassezia sympodialis ATCC 42132 is the source of this 555-nucleotide messenger RNA. RefSeq lists its product as uncharacterized. NCBI's taxonomy places the organism in Eukaryota, Fungi, Basidiomycota, Malasseziomycetes, Malasseziales, Malasseziaceae. The record is from RefSeq and is a predicted model, not a curated record.